Aspergillus eucalypticola CBS 122712 is the source of this 3096-nucleotide messenger RNA. RefSeq lists its product as uncharacterized. The coding region runs from base 1 to 3057 and encodes 1018 amino acids. The transcript has 4 exons. Lineage: Eukaryota; Fungi; Ascomycota; Eurotiomycetes; Eurotiales; Aspergillaceae. The record is from RefSeq and is a predicted model, not a curated record.
AUGGCAGACCAGCCUUCGAUUAUUGAGGCCACACUGGCCUGUCACCAGAUAUUUCGACACUCGGCUGCUGUUCCUGCUCUCCAAGAAUGGGCAGAAAAUUGUUUAGCCGACUUGAAGCUGUGGGCAAAUGGAGCCGGGGCCUUGAAAGUCGGAAAGGCAUCCCUUGAUACUAGGCUGACCUCAAAUCCGGACGCAAAGAUUUUCGUGAAUGACUUCUUACUAGGAGCAGACAGGCACGGCGAUGGGUUAGAUCAAGCCAUACAGGAUGUAAAAUCCAUCAUAGGCCAAUCAGAUCAAAUCAUGACUUCCAGUCGCAAGGCUGGCAUCCAUGCACAAAUUCAAAAGGCAGAUGCUUCUUAUAACCCUGGCCAUCCGCAGGUCAAGGCUUUGAAAAACCAUCUGCAGCUUCUAUUACUGUCAAGACCCAGAUAUAAUAGCACUCUACAAGCAGAGACCUCCUCGGAUAGUGUGCUAUUGGUCUCGUCCAUAGAUGGCACCAUAGUGUCUGAGCCGCGGUCUUUAACUGUUAUCCAGCGACGACUCAUCAAGACAAACCUGAAGCGCAGAAGCCGAUUCUUGUAUACUCAGCGUCACACAAUCAAGCUGUCCGACAUGGAACCGGCCCCAGCAAAGUCGACAUCCACUUCUCGAAAAACGCCGCAGCCACUCAUUCUCAAUCCCGUCGCAAGGUCAACGGACGAGUCUAAACUGCCCACAGUGUAUAGCACAACGACCGCAACCGAAGUACAAGAUCCAAUCCCGUUUCCGACCCGAGAUAGUGCCCAACCAGCGACUACAAUCGUAUCUGCAAUCAGCUCUCGUGUGACGUAUCCCAAGCCUCCCCAACUGAGACCCGAUCAAAAUGUCUUCCAAUGUCCGUGCUGUUGCCAGACAUUGCCAGCUUCCAUGAGCAGAGGGAGUCAGUGGAAGAAACAUCUCUCCAAAGAUAUUCUUCCCUACACAUGUAUUCUAGAUGAUUGCCCUCGCCCCGAAAUAAAUUACCAUACAAAGGAUCUCUGGCUGUCGCACAUGUUCACCGACCAUGGCGGCUUUCCCCAUUGGGUUUGCCUCGCCUGCAAUGACUCGAGCGAGCGACCAACGUUUUACGAAGAAUCGGCAUUCACUGAGCACUUAGAACAGAUGCACUCAACGGGUAUCAAACCUCACCAAGUACAGAUGUUGGUCUCAGCCUGGCGCCGGAAAACACCUGUCACAGUCGGAUCAUGUCCGCUCUGUGAGCUGACAGACCUGGAUUCCGAUGUUUUGAACCAUGUUGCCGAGCACCUGCAUUCAUUCUCGCUCAAAUCCUUACCAUGGGCGCCAGGAGAUUCUGAAUCGGAAGAUACUCGAAGAUCGGAAGAUACUGGAAGUGUGGGAUCAGGAUCUAUUGAGUUGUCUGACCCAGGGAACCUGGACUAUCUGUCUAUCAAGGAAUACGACGAGGAGCCAACGGAAAACAACCAAUUGACAGAAGAAAAAAUUCACUGUCUCUCUGAGAAUCUGAGUAGUAGCCAGGAUAUGAUGGGUGUGUUUCUAGCUAGCAUCGAGAACGAAGAUGCUGUAACGGCACCCUUUCGAACGCCACCAUCGCCAGCAGGCCCUGAUAGCGAUCUACCUGUGGACGAGGAAGAAGAAGGCCGAUUCUCUCUCACUCAUCAUCUUCCAUCAUUAUCACUCACAUUACCUACAGAUUCUGAUGAUGAUGAUUCUUGGGCCGUUCGACCGCCACUGCCAGCUCCAUCUGACAGCGAACCCUCAACAGAUGGAGAGGAUGAACACCAAGAUUCUGCAUCGCUUAAUCCUCCGUCGUCAUCACCAGCUGGAUCCGGUUCAUACUCUAAUAAUGAGUCUGCACCCCCGGGCUUCCAGCCAUCAUCAGCGACCGAGGAAAGGCUCCUGUCAAACGAUCUGUCACGAUAUAUUGAUCUCAAUGCAACUCCGCUCGCCAGAGCUCAGAAGGCUGAAACUGCCGUAAAAGCCGGAGCAGUAGCUGGUGGAUUCAUUUCAUUUUCUGGGAUGCUUCUUAGCCAGUUCAGUCUCCCACAGGAUAUUACUUCCGCCGGCGAAUUACCGAGGACCCCUAUUGUCCUCUACAAGGGAGAUUAUUUCCACGAUUCAUUGGACACCCUCUUUCGGCUGUGUUUCGAUUGGGUCUCCGAUUUUUUGGAACCCUUCAGUGAUGUGCUAUGUCGCUCACUUAGUAACCUGCAUCCCGCAAAUAUUCGUGAUCGAUUCCGCGAUGCCAUACUGAAUGGAUACGGCGUUGAUGCGCUUCUUGCCGAACCUCUUCACCGGCGAAAUAUCUUCAUGUCCGUUAUUAUGACUAUGGUAUGGAAAAUCAUAUUUACGCGAUAUCUAUUUGGCUUGGAACGGCCAAUACGCUCAGGAAUCAAGCGGCUAGAGAAGGAUUUAGGGCAGAGUCUGCCACAGGAAGCAGUCCAUCGCUGGCGAGCCACGACAUUGUCUGUGUUAGCCCGGGAUAUCGAGUUGAAGCAGCAGCAAGAACGUGAUAUACAAGCUAUUUCGAUUACUAUUAUCGAUACACUGAUGUCUAUACUAUCGGAAAGGAGUCUUUAUAAGCCUCGACUGCGCGAGGAGCUCGACGCGAUAUUACGCCAUGCUGUGCAACUCUCUGUUGAAAUGCGCAUGCAAUUGGCAGAAUAUAUUAUGCUGCCUCCUUUUCAGCCAGAGUAUGACAGCCAAGGCAACUUGACAAGUCAGAUCUUCUUCAACGCCUCGUUGAUGCAUGACGAGAGUGGCGUGUAUGCAUCAGAUGAACAGGCACAAAAUGAACAGGCUGUUGUUCGCUCAGUUCUUUUCCCUUUGGUAGUGAGAAAGGGCGAUGACGAUGGCAAAGGAGACGAAGAGGUGGUUGUUUAUCGAGCUCAGGUCGUGGUAUCGGAUACGUCACACAGUGAUAGACAUCAUCCUUCUCCCGCGCAUGACACAAGAGAUUCUGAUGCUGUAAACGAAGAGGCGGAUUAUGAUUCGGACCGGACUUCGGCAGGUAGUGCUCCAAGUCAAGUGUCGAUCGAUGUUAGGGGUGUGCCACUGUAGUUGCUGCAUUAGCUAAUAAUGAAACCGACAUAUGCGCGC